AUGCAUCAGCUGAUUCUGAUUGUGAACCAAUCACGGGCUCUGUGCCGAGGAUUAUCUUUCAAGAUUCCAGUGGAUGUUGGCACAGUGGACAAGAUUCCAUUGAUUUCAUUGGAAAUCAUGGAAGCGUUAAAGGAAAACGACCAAAUCUUCCAACAGAAUGAGUUUCCAUUUUGCUACUUGUUCAAUGGGGAAGAAUCUUUCGCUGAAUUGAGGAUUGACUGCAACAUCAAACACUAUCUCUCUAGCACAAAUGAAUUCUACUUGAGGCAGCAACAAAUUUUUAUGGACAUCGUAAAGAUUGUGAAGAAGCAUGGCGUUGUAGUGCCUAAAUAG
Arabis nemorensis is the source of this 333-nucleotide messenger RNA. Lineage: Eukaryota; Viridiplantae; Streptophyta; Magnoliopsida; Brassicales; Brassicaceae. The record is from the annotation of a GenBank genome assembly.